AUGACGCCGCGCCGUCCGUACUAUCAAGCCGAGCAAGCCACGAUGCCGCCAAUCCCAGCGCCGAGUCCGCUUUCGCAAAAGCCUUCGCAAUAUUCCGAGAAGUCCGGCCUAGCCCAGUCCCUUGCCGGCAUCGAUAUCCAAAAACAACUCGAUAGUUCAAACCCAAACGCUCAUGUCUUUGUUGUUGGCUGGGAGAGUGAUGAUGACCCUCUGAACCCUCGGAAUUUUAGCUAUACGCGCCGGAUGGUUGCGACAUUGCUGGUCACAGCUUUGGCUUUCAUCGUCGGUGCUGCGUCUGCCAUUGAGUCUGGUGUUCUACCUCAAAUCACUGAGACGUACGGCGUGAGCGAGGUUGUCGGAUCUCUGGUGACUGGUGUCUAUCUUCUUGGGUUUGCAGCCGGAUCGCUGGUCAGCGGCCCGCUAUCGGAAAUCCUCGGUCGUAAUGCUGUCUACGCUGGCUCUCUUACCUUGUUCAUGAUCUUUAUCAUGGGCUCAGCCCUCGCCCCAAACAUUGGUGCCCAGCUUGCCUUCCGCUUCUUAGCCGGAAUCUUUGGUUGUCCUCCUCUGACAUGCGCUGGAGGUACCAUUGCGGAUCUUUGGAAUCCCCUUGAAAAGACCAUCACAUUUCCCAUGUAUGCUAUCAUGUCAUUCGGCGGACCUGUCCUGGCACCGGUGAUUGCUUCCUUUAUCGGACAAACUGGAGUUUUGGAAUGGCAGUGGACAGCUUGGAUCAUUCUAAUCACAUCAGGCGCAAUCUUCGUUCUUGUUCUGCUCUUCCAGCCCGAGACUUAUUCGCCGUUGCUUUUGAAAUGGAAGGGAAAGCAUCUUCGACAGAAGACAGGUGAUCCCCGUUACCGUUCUUCAAUGGAUAUGGACAAGGUUUCCCUCUUCAAUCGUAUUGGCGGUGCGAUGAAGCGGCAGUUUCUCAUCACAUUCCACGAACCCAUCAUCUUGCUCAUCUCCUUAUACAUGACGGUCUUGUAUAUUGUUCUGUUCACAUUCUUCGACGGGUACACCAACAUCUUCACUGAUGUGCAUGGUCUGUCUCAAGGCCUUACCAACAUUGUCUGGGUUGCAAUGUAUGUUGGCAUAGCUCUUGCUGGUCUCCUGGUUCUUCCAAUCUACCGCUACACUAAGAGAGACUUUACUGCUGCAGCACAGCAAAAGAACGGGGCCGAUCCCGCCUUGAAUCCCCGUGCCUUAGACAACGUCCAUACACAACCAGAGAUUCGACUCUGGUUUGCCAUGUGUGGAGCGCCGUUGAUUCCUAUCAGUCUGUUCUGGAUGGGCUGGACUGACUUUGCUUCUGUCUCGAUUUGGUCACCUAUUGUGGCCUCAAGCUUCUUCGGCUUCGGCUGUAUUUGCAUUUUCAUCAGUUCCUACAUGUACAUCAUCGAUUCCUACGACAUUUACGCCGCAUCUGCGCUGGGAUUCAUGACUGUGUCGCGAUACUUUGCAGCUGGGGGGAUGACCGUUGUCGGCAUCCCCUUCUACAAAAACAUGGGUGUCCAUUGGACCCUUACAAUCCUGGGCUGUAUCAGCGCGAUCAUGGUUCCAGUGCCAUAUGUCUUUUACCGCUAUGGGCCUAUUAUUCGAAAGUGGUCUCGUUAUGCCGCUGCAGAUGAUGUCAAGGGCUCAGUGUGA
This is a messenger RNA of Penicillium brevicompactum, 1644 nucleotides long. Its product is annotated as MFS transporter. Gene Ontology annotation, biological process: transmembrane transport. The record is from RefSeq and is a predicted model, not a curated record. The transcript is spliced from 3 exons. Gene Ontology annotation, molecular function: transmembrane transporter activity. The coding region runs from base 1 to 1644 and encodes 547 amino acids. Lineage: Eukaryota; Fungi; Ascomycota; Eurotiomycetes; Eurotiales; Aspergillaceae.